This is a messenger RNA of Tuber aestivum (summer truffle), 1771 nucleotides long. The record is from the annotation of a GenBank genome assembly. Lineage: Eukaryota; Fungi; Ascomycota; Pezizomycetes; Pezizales; Tuberaceae.
AGGGGCAGGGACCUCAAGCCUACCGGUACUUUAGGGCGCAAACCAUGGAAUUCAACAUCUCCCGACUCGCGUCGAGCGGCAGCAAAGCUGGCAAAUACAGAUAUAAUGCCCGCACCGUGUGCCACCCCUACUUUACGAGUACUUGUAUCUGUACUUUAUCCACGGAUACCGGAAAACCAGAAUAACCUCGCAUCAAAUACCGGUGCCCUUGCAUAAGUCACAGUCUUGGCAAACCUAUCAUGCCACGCUUCAACCGCACCUCUAUUCCUCCUCACCCAAACAUGGCCCGAGCCUGGACCCGCGAUAAAGAGCAAGCUUCCUCCGCUGAAGACCAGAUCCCCGAAACACCUCCCGAGGGUGUCGAGAUAUAUACAGAUGACAAUCCACCUCCGGGACCUAUAUUUAAGUGAGUUUUCCACCCACGGUCUGUGUUUCGCUCCUUUACGCGAAUCCUGGCUCUCGUCGCGGCUAUUGGCUGAACAGAGUGUUUCGCAAGUUACUGGUGCCAGAGGUACAGUCUAUUCACCCGCUACGACGAAGGCGUCUGGAUAACGCGGAGCGGAUGGUUCGAAGUGACCCCUGAGAAGGUUGCCAGGUAAAUUCAACUAGAAGCCGCAGACUUUCACCUCCCUCUUCCAUCUCUCUCCUCUACCCCCGCUUCUUCCCCUCUAACAUCCACCCCAGGAAGAUAGCCGACCACGUGCUUCACAGCCCGGUCGAGACGGUCCUCGACGUGUUCUGUGGUAUCGGCGGUAACGCGAUUCAGUUCGCCCUCUCUCCUUCCUGCAAACGCGUGAUCGCAGUGGAUAAGGAUCAGACGGCGAUAGACUGCGCGAGGCACAAUGCGAGGAUAUACGGCGUGCUGGAUAAGAUUGAGUUUAUCGUCGACGAUGUUUUCCGGUUGAUCGAGGAGCGGGAUCCGAGACUUGCGGCGGAUGCAGUGUUCAUGUCGCCGCCCUGGGGGGGUCCGAGCUAUCGGAAUUUUGGCGUGUUCGAUUUGGAUGCCCUGGAGCCUUAUUCGGGGUAUGUCCCGCCUCCUUCGUUCCUUUUCUGGGGAUGCGCUGAUGGGGUUGAGGGACAGGGCGCAUUUGGUCGAGCAGGCACAAAAGAUUUCGCCCAACUUUGCUCUCUACUUGCCCAGAACUUCAGAUCUGAACCAAAUCGCGAAGAUGGUGCCCGGUCCUAGGGUCCAGGCUAUCCAUUACUGCGUUCGGCAGAGGAGUAAGGUGCGGGAUAUCCUUUGACGCCUUGACGUUUUUUCGGUGCAAUUGACUCACUGGUGGAGUGGAACUCGAUCUAGGCCCUGACGGUAUAUGCGGGGUGCUUAUCAAAAGUAUAGGUAUUGCUUCUAGACUAUCGAUUGGACGGAGAAAGGAUUCACGUGGGACUUGGGCACACGGAUAUCAUGGUUAGGUGCGGAAUGAGUAGGGAUGGACAUAUGGCCACAUAGUUUAGCGUUAAACGGGCAAGCAUGAUGUAAUACAAAUGUCCCAUAAGAACCACCGUACUGUACAGUAGCAUGUAAUCCGGCGAUACUCCGCCGACGAUGGGGUGGUGUUUGCCCCUCCUAUCCAAACCCAAUAACUCGAGCCGCCCCAUCGCCCAGGCAUGAUAUAGCAUUUAGACCCCAAGUGCUCGUAGAAGGGGAGGGGGAGACACUAUACAGUACGAGCACGCUACAAUGAUAUUGUGCGUCAAUUAAUCCUAAGAGAUGGCGCGAUCGACAGCUAUUGUUACCAAAUGGGCAUUGCUUCCUUCCCCCAAUGAUCCC